AUGACCGAACAACAGAAGCAUAGGAAGCCAUUCUUUGUACACAAGCAUUUUCGUGCAGUCCUUUUUAGAAGAUGGGUUAUGUUCAAGCGCUCAUGGAAGGCGAUCGUUACAUCUUCUGUCGGUACAAUUGUUUUUUCUGCUCUAGCCAUUAUUUGCUAUUAUUUGAUGGUCACCUUUAUGAAAUCUGAUACAGAACCAUUUACCUUCAAGACAUUUAAGACAAAUUCCCCAUAUUUCGUUGCCGUUAACCAGACAAAUUUGGCUGGACAAUUACAAACACCAGGAUUUCAAGAUAUCUAUGAUGAAUUUGCCCAAGUAUAUAAAGAUGAUACCGGAAAGGAUAUCAAGUACCUUUAUUUCGACAACAUUUCCGACUGCAACAAAUUUAUGUACGACCAUGCCACCGAUACGACCGAUGAUAUUGAGUAUAUCAACUUUGGAUACUCAUAUAAUGGAAGAAUUGCUACUACAUUUAAUGUGACAGGUAUGCCAAUGCCAAUUCCAAUCUUUCCGUAUAAUUUCACUUUGAUUUACAACGCAACAUUCAAUCGUGCACUUAGAAUCAGCCAAAUCAACCUCUUCAGAGUUUUAUGGAAGCUUACAUUUGGUCACGAAUAUGAUUUUGAUGUUAGCUACAUCAGACUUUACUUACAACUCCAGCAAAUGGCUUUCGGACAAUUAGGACCAAUGCUUAUUGCUGCAGGCCUUUGUUCCAUCAUUCCUCUUAUCAUUUCCCAACCAAUUACAGAUAUCAACGGAGAAGUUCGUCCAUACAUGAUUUCUUGCACCCUCACGAUAUUCCCUUACUGGAUUGCUACAUUCGUCAUCGAUUUGGCCAUCUGGAUUAUUGAUGUAACUUUCAUUUGGAUUAUUUUCCUUGCCUGUCAAAUCCAAGCCUUCAUUGAUAACGCAUUCAACACAUGGUAUGCGCUUGUUCUUUGCGGACCAGGAUUCAUUCUUUUCAUUUAUUGUCUUUCAUUUUGUUUCAGUUCUGCUGAUUCUGCCUCUCGCCAAGCCUUUAUGAUGCUUUCCAUCCUUCUUCUUGUCCCAAUGAUUGUCGAUAUCGUUAGAAACAUGGAAGAUCCUCCUGUUUGGGUUGAUGUGAUUUAUUCUUUCCUUCCUCACAUAUCUAUCCAAAGAAUUCUCAUGUACAUGUUAUCAACAAUGGGAUUCUUCAAACAGGACCUUACUUAUUUCUUCAAACAUGAACGUUGCAGAAUUUAUCUUAUUAUGCAAUUCUGCGUCAUUGUUUUAUACAGUGUCAUUCUUUGGAUCAUCGAAAGUGUCCGUCUCAGUGUCCAGAAGCAUCGUGCUCAACAUGCUUUUGGUAAUUUCACUCAAUUCUUCAAAGAUCAGAAAGCAAAACAUCCUGUUACAGAAGAAGCCCAUCAAAUGGAAGAAAUGGUCAAUGAUACGAACAACAAAUACGCUGUUCGUAUUCACAACGCCAGCCGUCUCUUCUUCAACACGGCAGGAGAACCAAUUCCUGCUGUAAACUGUGUUUCUUUGGGUGUCAAGAAAGGAUCAUUGUUUGGUUUCUUGGGAGCGAACGGUGCAGGAAAAACAACAUUAAUUAGAAUGAUCACUGGUUUAUUACCUCCUUCUGAUGGAACAAUCGAAAUCAACGGUGUUUCCAUUGAAGAUUUCUAUGAUCCAACUUUGUUAUCAAUUUGUCCUCAAUUCAACACACAUCUUUGUGAUGAAAUGACUCCUGCUGAGCAUUUCAAACUUUACUCUAUGUUGUUCCAAAUGUAUGAUGAACAGGCGAAAGAAGAAACAGACAAACUCAUCAAAUUACUUGAAAUUGAAGAACUCAAAGAUAAACCAAUCAGAGAUUUAUCUGCUGGUGAUGUUAGAAAACUCGCAAUUGCUUUGUGUUUCCUUGGCCCUGCAGAGAUUAUUUUGCUCGAUGAACCAACAGCUCCUUUGGAUCCUGUAGCAAGAAAACACGUUCAUGAAAUGAUUUCUACUUUCAAAGGUGAGAAAACAUUCAUGUUGUGCACACAUCUUUUGAGUGAAGCUGAAUCUCUUUGCGAUGAAAUCUCAAUCAUGAUCAAAGGAAACGUUUACACUGUUGGAUCUCCACAGUAUUUGUCUCAGAGAUUUGGUACAGAGUUCAAGAUCGAUAUCUCUAUGACUGAAGGAACUGCUGACGCUAAAGCUAAAGUUGACAAUUUCUUCAAGGAAAAGAUUCCUCAGGCUGAGUUGUCAAUCAUGAGACCAAGAGCAAGAAUUUACUCUGUCCCUGCUACGUCAACAACAUUAUGCGAUUUGUUUGAUGUGAUGCAAAACGGAAAACAAGGAGAUAAUGGAUUUGACUACUACACAUGUUCAUCUUCUAGCCUUGAAAGAGUUUUCAUGGAAAUUGUUCACAUGUCUGAAUGCGAAGAUCUUGUCGUUGUAAACAAUGAUGAGAAAAAGAAAGAUGGAUCAAGAAGAAGCAGUGCAACAAAUGAUGGAGAAAAUCCUGCUUUCACUAUUGAUGACACAGAUACAAACGAACCACCUUCAUUGUAA
Trichomonas vaginalis G3 is the source of this 2517-nucleotide messenger RNA. RefSeq names its product ATPase activity, coupled to transmembrane movement of substances. Gene Ontology annotation, biological process: lipid transport; transmembrane transport. The transcript has a single exon. Gene Ontology annotation, cellular component: membrane; intracellular membrane-bounded organelle. The record is from RefSeq and is a predicted model, not a curated record. NCBI's taxonomy places the organism in Eukaryota, Parabasalia, Trichomonadida, Trichomonadidae. The coding region runs from base 1 to 2517 and encodes 838 amino acids. Gene Ontology annotation, molecular function: lipid carrier activity; ATP hydrolysis activity; ABC-type transporter activity.